AUGCCAUCCUCACAGUUAUAUCACGCAGUUUCAAACGUCUUGCGUAUGCUUAGCAACAUCAAAUUUGUUUUAAUUGUUAUUAUUCUGGCGGCUGCCAUAUUGACUGCUCGCUCUCUGAUUGUGCGGUUUGAUUUUGACUGGGAUCGUGCAUUUUUGGUUAACAGCUGCUCAAACGGAAUCUUAUUUGAUCCAUCCAGAAAGGGUAGAAUAACACUCACCUUUUGGUGUUUUCGAUUGGAUAUUUUGGUACCAAUUGUUGGUUGAAUAACUGGGUGGUAAUAUUUGUUUAGAACCGUUAUUACCCCCAAAACACCUUGUUCUGAUCUCGAUUGGGGGUACGCAUCUCCAAUUUCGCUCGUCAGUUACUCAACAAAUCAAACCUAGUUGGAAACUAGGUUUGGAUCUUACACCCCCUUGUACCAAUAUUUAUGUGUUUAAAUAAAUAAAUAAGUACAUAAGCAACUACAAUAGCAACUGUAAUCAUGAAUGAUGAACGAAUACUAAUUGAGAGUACGAAAAAACCUAAUAUCAUAAAAGAAACCCGGUUUCCUUUACCGUGGUUGAGUAUCGAAGAAUCACCAUAGUAAUAGGUCAGUUAACUUUCAGAGCCAGGGCUAGUAAACUUUUGGAUUUUUGAGAAUGGCAUUUAAAGGAUACAAGGUCUACUUAGCCAACACCUCAAGAUAUCUCAGUCGUCACGUUGUUAAAGUUUUAUUGACUAGGUAGCUAGACGGACUUUAAAAAUAACCAGACCAGGCUUCUAAAGGUGUUAUUGAAACGCCCCAACAAAAGGAAUGUGAAAACACAGAAUCGACGUAGCCUGAAUGGAUCAAGAGUCUUUGUCCUUACAUAUUUGUAGCCUGCUGGCCGUAUGAAAAAACGAGGAGUUGAAAGUGGGCUGAAGCUAAGAUUAGAUGUUGGUGAGAAGGACAUGUGCAUUGUAAAUUUCGAGUGGCGUAGCUUCAAUGGAGAAUCAUGUCGACACUACUUUGUGUGCAGUAUGAAACUAUUCGAAUGGCCUUUGUAUCUGUUACAUAAACUUCAGGAGCUAUCUCAACAAGUGACCGAAAUCGGGUGUACAGAUUAAUCUCACCAAGUCAAAUGUGAUCACCUCCAUAGAAGUACAGUUGGCACACUCUGUAGAUAAUAGGAAACUUAGUUUUGGAAAUUUCGCUACAGUAUAGUUCAACAGAACCCAGAAGCGUAAAGAAAUAGUAGCCUUAUUUAUUAGAAUUAUGAUGUGUGGGCGAGAAUGACAGUGAUUGGUUGUCUCGAUGAGUCAG
This is a messenger RNA of Schistosoma rodhaini, 1283 nucleotides long. The record is from the annotation of a GenBank genome assembly. Lineage: Eukaryota; Metazoa; Platyhelminthes; Trematoda; Strigeidida; Schistosomatidae.